Malassezia restricta is the source of this 2244-nucleotide messenger RNA. RefSeq names its product aspartyl-tRNA synthetase. Gene Ontology annotation, cellular component: cytoplasm; mitochondrion. NCBI's taxonomy places the organism in Eukaryota, Fungi, Basidiomycota, Malasseziomycetes, Malasseziales, Malasseziaceae. Gene Ontology annotation, molecular function: ATP binding; aspartate-tRNA ligase activity; nucleic acid binding. Gene Ontology annotation, biological process: aspartyl-tRNA aminoacylation. Bases 1 to 2244 code for a protein of 747 amino acids. The transcript has a single exon. The record is from RefSeq and is a predicted model, not a curated record.
AUGGUCAUGGUGGCAAUAGGCCGGGGCACAAGUGACGUGUUGUGCGCCUCGGGACACGAGUCUCGCCAGCUGCCCUAUUACGCAAUCACAACGACGCGUCACACAUCAUCACGUGACAUAUUACAUAGGGUCUUGGCAUGGCCUGUGCUGGUCGGUGGCCGUUGCGCUAUGAGGCGACUGGCAGGGUGGCCUGGGCUGUGGCGAUUCGUCUCGCGGCGAGCUCGAGGGCCAUCACCGCGAUACUCCUCAUCGAGCGCGUCGUCUCAUGCCACGCUGAGUACAGCGCGCUGGCCGACGCAGGCGCCGACGCAUGCAUGUGGCCGCCUUCGUCCUGAGCAUGCAGAUCACCGCGUCGUGCUGGCUGGCUGGAUGCUUGCACCGCGUAAGAUCUCUCGAAAGCUGGCAUUCAUUCCUUUACAGGAUGUGUCAGGCACCGUCCAGCUCGUCGUGACGGACCCCGAGCUCGUAGACGCCAUGUCCAACGUGCCUGUGGAAAGUGUCGUAUGUGUACAUGGCUCCGUCCAGGGACGCUCGCAAGGCGCGGUCAACGAAGCCAUGCGCACGGGCGCCAUCGAGGUGCGUGUUGAUGCGUGGGAACUACUGAAUGCCGCUGCAUCCAAGCUGCCGUUCUAUCCCACGCAGUGCCACGAUGCCGCCUCGCUACCGAACGAGGCCCUACGUGCGAAGCACCGCUACCUCGAUCUCCGCCGACCCACAUUGGCCUCGCACAUCCGCGAGCGGAGCCGUAUCAUGCAUGCUGCGCGUUCCUUCUUGCAUGAGUGCGAUUUCACGGAAGUCGAGACACCCAUUCUGCUGCGCUCGACGCCUGAAGGCGCGCGGGAAUUCCUGGUGCCGACGCGCGGUACACAGCCCCAGUUUUAUGCGCUGCAGCAGUCGCCACAGCAGCCCAAGCAGCUGCUGAUGGUGUCGGGCGUCACUGACCGCUACUUUCAGUUUGCCAAGUGCUUCCGCGACGAGGAUGGACGAAAGGACCGGCAGCCGGAAUUCACCCAGAUUGAUAUGGAGAUGAGCUUUGUGACGGGCCGUGGCGACGAGCCCGCCUGGCCACUCGGCGGCACAGAGGUGCGGCGCGUCACUGAAGGCCUCGUGCGUGCCAUGUGGGAUGCGUCGUCGGCGGCAACGACGCUGCCGACGCCUUUCCCCGUCCUGUCGUACGAACACGUCAUGUCGGUGUACGGCUCCGAUAAGCCAGAUACCCGCUUUGGACUGCAGAUCGAGAAUCUGCUGCCGAAGGGCGCCUCAGAGGCACUGGAUGUGCUCGUGGUGCCCCACUAUACCUCGUGCCAGCUCUCUGCACGGCAAAAAGAGGCCCUGUUGCAGGACAAGAGCGGCACGGGACGCUUGCCCAUCGAGCACUUCAAGGCGCGUCGCAGCGCGCCCCAAGCCCUCGCCGAGCGCCUGUGGACCAAGUCGCACCACGUGCGAGGCUGGCAGCCUCACUGGGGCUGUGCCGAGGCCCUGGGCGCGGUACUGCACGGCGUGAUGGAGCGGGCGAAUGCGUUCCGCGAUGCGGCUCCGUUGCCGCGCGAAGACACAUGUGACGUGUACGUGGCGCGGCGUGCCCUGCCGAUCCAGGGCGGCAGCACACCGAUGGGCGAUCUGCGCUUGCGGUGGGCCGAGGCGCUUCCGCUAGCAUGCGCUGAGCCGCAGAUCCUGUGGGUGACGCAGUUCCCGCUGUUUACGCGCGCAGACGAUGACAAGGCGGAGAUGGCGCAUGGCCGCUGGAGUGCCUCGCACCAUCCGUUCACGGCGCCGCUGGCCGACGAUGUGCCGCGGCUGUACCAGGCCCUGGCCUGUGAGGACGCGUCGGAGCGCGAUGCGUUGUUGUCGACGAUUCACGGGCAGCACUAUGAUCUCGUGCUCAACGGCGCGGAGAUUGGCGGCGGAAGCGUGCGUAUUCACGACGCACACUUGCAGCGCACGAUGCUCGAGCAGGUCCUGGCCCUGACACCGCACGAAACGGCGCGGUUUGACCACCUGCUACGGGCCCUGGCCAGCGGUGCGCCGCCCCACGCCGGCCUGGCGCUUGGCUUCGAUCGAUUCAUGGCGAUCGUGUGCGACACGUCGUCAAUUCGCGACGUGAUCGCCUUCCCCAAGUCCGGUGCAGGCAUCGACCCACUGUUUUCCAGUCCGGCGCCGCUGGACGACGCCGAACAACGCACACAGCUUGCUAUGUACAGCCUACAGCCCCGCUCCUCCGUCGUUGGACGUGGAUCGCGGUGA